This is a messenger RNA of Carassius carassius (crucian carp), 680 nucleotides long. RefSeq names its product exosome component 5 (gene exosc5). Gene Ontology annotation, biological process: nuclear mRNA surveillance; U4 snRNA 3'-end processing; poly(A)-dependent snoRNA 3'-end processing. The transcript has 5 exons. Bases 72 to 647 code for a protein of 191 amino acids. Lineage: Eukaryota; Metazoa; Chordata; Actinopteri; Cypriniformes; Cyprinidae. Gene Ontology annotation, cellular component: nuclear exosome (RNase complex); nucleolus; cytoplasmic exosome (RNase complex). The record is from RefSeq and is a predicted model, not a curated record.
AUGUUGUCAUAAUGGUGCGUUCAAAACAAUGAGGAAUAAAUGAGCGCGACGAGAGGAUUGUGUGUGUGCGCAUGAUGAUCAUGAUGGAGUUAGAUCGAAGUUGUUCGAAUGUAAGAGAAUAUGGAAAUGAGCAGAGUUUGUUAUCCAAACCUGACGGGUCUUCCACAUUUGUUCAAGGUGAUACUAGUAUCCUGGCAGGAGUUUACGGACCAGCUGAAGUGAAAGUCAGCAAGGAAAUAUAUAAUCGAGCUACUGUAGAGGUUCUUAUCCAGCCAAAAAUGGGGCUUCCAGGAGUCCGUGAGCGCGCGAGAGAGCAGUGCGCGCGCGAGACGUGCGAGGCUGCGCUUCAGUUGACGCUUCAUCCUCGCUCCUCUGUCACAGUCAUCCUGCAGGUCGUCCACGAUGAUGGCUCUCUGCUGUCAUGCUGCCUAAAUGCCACCUGUAUGGCGUUUUUUUUUUCUUUUCAGGAAAGUCGAGCGUUGUUAACAUUUGCUAUUGAUAGUGUUGAGCAUAAUGUUUUGAUGUCAUCAACCAAAGGUUCUUUUUCAGUCCAGGAGCAGCAGCUGUGCAUCGCAAUCAGUCAAAAGGCUUCUGAACAAUUUUCCAGUUUUAUAGGGAAUCUGUCAAACGGCGGUAUUCUAAGAUAAAAUAAAACACCCUUGUUGGGAUUUUUACUUUGA